Messenger RNA from Aedes aegypti (yellow fever mosquito), 2090 nucleotides. Its product is annotated as solute carrier family 22 member 4. Gene Ontology annotation, cellular component: membrane. Gene Ontology annotation, biological process: transmembrane transport. Gene Ontology annotation, molecular function: transmembrane transporter activity. The coding region runs from base 363 to 2009 and encodes 548 amino acids. The transcript is spliced from 3 exons. The record is from RefSeq and is a predicted model, not a curated record. NCBI's taxonomy places the organism in Eukaryota, Metazoa, Arthropoda, Insecta, Diptera, Culicidae.
GGAUCGUGAAGUGUGAGAAAAGUGUUAGCCGUGUUUGCCAAGUGCUGGUUGACCAGAUUGAAUUCAAUUAGUGUUUUAUAAUUGACGCUGACUGGGGCUUCACGCUGUUGCAUACUGAUGGAAGACAAUCAGUAGUGGGACACAGCUGGAGCAGAGUGAAAAAAUCCCUUCGACUUACAAUUUGUGGAUAGAGUACAGUGUUGUGGGGACGAAGCGCAUGCGUCCGGAUUCGAUCCGAUCCUGAAAUAGAUUCAUUCAUUUCGCACUACUCCGUGCUGGUAGUGGCAGUCUGAGGGGUGAAUUUCGUGUUUUCCUGUCGUGAAAGCAGUGCAUGCGGAUUCUGGUCGUAGGUGGUUGCAAAAAUGCCGAAAUCGGAAGAUGACAUUGAUCUUGACGGGGUUCUAAAUGAAAUUGGUCAAUUUGGACGAUUUCAAAUCCGACAGUAUGGGCUGAUGGUGAUUCCCAUAAUUCUGAAUGCGUUCUUCACGUUGAGUUACGUUUUUACAGCGGGAAAUUUGAACUACAGAUGUGAGGUACCAGGAUGCGAUAAUGGGCCGAAUUCGGUUUACCACCCGGAAUGGUUGAACAAUACAGUUCCAUUCAGACAUGGAAUCCCAGCACAAUGUGAACGGUUUCAGCCGAUAACCAACGCGAGCUUAGAUAACCUCUUGUGCGACGCUGAUGAUUUCGAUCAGAAGAACAUCAUCGAAUGCGGCAGCUUUAUCUUCGAAGAUGACGAAGUAACAAUUGUGAACGACUUCAACAUCACUUGCCCCAACAAUGAUUGGAAGCUAACGCUCGUGGGGACUAUCAAUAAUGUGGGGCAGUUUGUGGCGCUGCCGAUCGCUGGAUACAUAUCAGAUCGUUUCGGAAGACGUUUGGUGCUUCUUCUGAGCGUGGCCGGCAGUGCCAUUUUCGGUGUAAUACGAUCGUUUGCGGCGAGUUAUGAAAUGUUCAUCGCCCUGGAGUUCCUUGAUCCCUUGAUUGGUUCUACGAUGUACACAACGGCUUUCGUUUUGGCCUUGGAACUGGUUGGCCCUAAAAUGCGAGUCACCGGCAACAACAUCAUAUCAUGUGCAUUCUCGUUUGCUGAAGCCGGGCUAGGGCUGUUAGCUAUGCUACUACGCAACUGGAGAUAUUUGCUCAGAGCACUUUACAUACCUGGCAUCGUAUCACUACCAUUCCUAUGGAUGACUACAGAAAGUGUACGAUGGUUGCUCUCCAAGGGUCAACGAGAAAAAGCAUUCGAUGUUCUUAAAAGGGCAGCAAAAAUGAACGGCAAAACUCUGUCACCGGCUGCGAUAGACAGCUUCUGCCCGGUGAGCGAUAACGAAUCAAGGUCCGAGAUGCUGGAAAACAACAACUUCUUCAAUUUGCUGACGAACGCGUUCAAGAAUCGCCGCCUGAUACUCCGAGUAGCAAAUUGUUCAUUCUGCUGGCUAACCAACGUGCUCGUCUAUUUCGGGCUAAGUCUGAACUCCGUCACUUUGGCAGGCGACAAGUAUCUGAACUUCAUCUUGGUUUCACUGGUUGAGCUACCAGGGUUUCUGAUUAUGCAAUUGAUCCUGGACCGAGUGGGUCGACGAGUGACACUUUGCACCACCAUGAUACUCUGUGGACUGUUUUGCUUCCUAUCAGAGUUUAUACCAACAGGGAAUCACUGGCUCAGCCUUAUUCUAUUCCUGGUCAGCAAGAUGGCCAUAACCAUGUCAUUUGGAACUCUCUACAUUUACACGGUGGAAAUCUUCCCAACCAACCUUCGACAAAGCCUUCUCUCGGUAUGCUCAAUGUUCGGUCGAAUCGGUUCUAUGGUAGCACCACAAACACCCCUUCUGGCCAAAAUCUGGGCCCCACUACCGAUGGUCAUUUUCGGUAGCAUCGGUAUUGCAUCCGGUCUGGCAAUUCUAGAAUUUCCGGAGACCCUCAACACCCAACUACCGAAUACGGUGGAGGAAGCGAUGAACAUGAACACCGACGAAGGAAACAAGGGCAGGGAGCGACUUGCAUAACAGAAGCAUGACAAUAUAAACGACGACCUGUUUAGUAAGUACAAAACGCGAAAUGAAAAUUUUAUGACAUUUUUGGAGAAA